AUGAAUCUCGUUCCGGAGUUUGUUGGAAAAUCGUCGUCGGAGCUCUUUGGGGAGUAUUCCAUUCAACAACUUCAGGAAGUGAAGGACCAAUUGGCCAAAGAUGUGAACAGUAAGAAGCUGGAGCUGCGGUCGUUGGUUGGAAACAAUUAUAGAGACCUGUUAAAGGUUGCGGAUGAUAUCAUCCAGAUGAAUGAUCUGGCAACCCAACAGACGACCAAGAUGUCAGAUUUGACUUUUAAGAAGGCGUCGUAUUUCGAUAAACAGCUUCCGAACCUCACCAAGUUCGAGACGUUUGUGAGACAGCACGAUGAACAAGCUGCGAAGACCCGUAACAGAUCAGUUGUUUUGCGCAAUGUGGUUAGCCAUUUGGACUACUGUUUGGAAGUCUUACGGAGCGACGUCGAAGAACUGCAUAAGGGGACCCAAUCAUUUGAGAAUGAGGACGAGGAUAGCUCGCACGACGCGAUCUCUGCACAAUUUAUCCAACUCGGUAAACAGGUCUACCUGAUCCAGCAGUUCUUCUCAAACGAGCUUAAAAACGACAUUUUCACAGUUACAAAGUUUUACAAGCUGAAACAAUCAUUUCUGGAGGAUCUGGGCCAGCAGAUCGCCAACUCUGUUGGAGACAAUGAUAACGAGUACAUUCUAAAUCUGGUUGCAACAUACAUUUUCACUUCUCAGGUGAAGCCAAUAGAGGCAUUCGAAUGGUUUUUGGGUCUCCGUUUGGUGAAAAUCAAAGAGUUUGAGCUCGACACAGAUAUCUACACCUGUUUGAACUACGUUUUCAACACUCUCAAUUUCCUCGGCACUCUUCGUGCCAAACUAUCCACGAUCCUCAUGCGCCAGAUAUACAACUCAAGCAACUCCAACUGGACAGCCACUCCUCGUUUCAACAAGUACACUCGGUGGCUUGACAUCCCUGCCGAUUAUAAGGUGGAUUUCCCGUUGACGUUGGCAGAACUAAAGAAUAACUCCGAUAAACAGCUAGACAAGAUGUCAGACGAGUGGAAAAUCGAGGUUGGCAAGUGUUUCCACGAAAAACUUACUUGUGUGUUCUCCACUUCGUCAAAUUUUGACCAGCUCUCUGGGUCCCUCAGUAAGGUUCUUGGUUCGUUCAAGAAAUUCACGUCGCUGGUCGACAUCAAGUAUUCCCAAGACGACAAUCUGAUUGGAAACUUGCUUGAGACCUGGAAAACCGAGUUUUUGAAACUAUUGGGAGUCGAUAUCGACCUCUUCCAAAGCAUAUCCGAUCUGAUUUUGGAAACAUACCAAAACACAGACGUUUUGCAUUCCGUCAGAACAACAUCCGGUCUGAACCUGUUCAAGUACACCGACUUGUCUGACAUCGAUCUGUACAUUUCCCAAAUUUCGAGUCCCGCGUCGAGCACGAUCGAGUCGAUUGUGACGCGGUUGGUUCAAUUCAAGACUGCGCUUGCAACGGUGAUGGAGUCACUCCAAGGACUUGGAAAGCUCUCCAAUUCUUUGACAAAACAGGUGUUAUCUAUCGAUGACCAUGAGAACGACCAGUUCUGGGAAUCCACGUCCAAGUAUCUGAACAGUACUCUUGACGAAGGCAUUCAGUAUGUAAUCCAGAGACUGAAUGAACUUCUCAAAGGGUUCCUUGACCAAAUCACCCAACUGACCGAACAGGAAGAAGUCUCAACUGUUAAAUACUUCUACAUCAUCCGCAUUUUGUACCAAUUGAGAGAGAAGAUCGAUUUGGAAGCCAUUUACGACAACUUCAGAAGUCUCGCAGUCACAUCUCAAGAAAUCGAAACACUCGAUCUACCAAGUCUUGUGGACGAGCUGUUGGUCAAGAUAUUCAAACCAUUGGUGAGUUCAAUCUCCGCUCCAUAUAAGGAGUCCUUGCGCGAACUCGUCACCUCUCGUCCGUCUAAAAAGUACCCAGAAACCGGUCUGUGGGCUGUUGACGACGCAGAGAACCUGGUGCCCAACACUCCUUCGUUGGAGGUGGAGAACCUGAUUUACAAGCUAAGCGGAAACCUCACCAACGUUCAGGAUAAUCCAAAUGAGGACUAUGGAGACGUUUACUUUAGCGACAAGUUCUAUGACGCAAAAGUCGAGCUUAUAGACGAGCUUGUUCAAUGCUUGGCUACGGGGGAGCAGAAAGAGGCUGAGACAGAAAAAUCCGAGGAGGCGUGCGAGACACUGCCUGAACCAAGCAUAAACUCUCUGCUUACGUUUGCCGAUCUCGUAUUCCUAGCCUGCUUCAAGCUGAAAUCGCAUACAGAAAAUGAGCUGUCUGCAAUUGUGGGGAAGGUGGACUCCCGGGUUAUUGCUGCAUUGGUCGAGAAAAACGGACAUUUGGCCGACAAGCAGUAUCAGCAAGCCAUUCUGAAAGGUGUUUUAGACCAUUUCAAGAGCUGUAUGUUAAUGUUUGGCCCGUUGUACUAA
Molecule: messenger RNA, 2415 nt
Organism: Ogataea philodendri
Lineage: Eukaryota; Fungi; Ascomycota; Pichiomycetes; Pichiales; Pichiaceae
Exons: 1
Coding region: 1-2415 (804 amino acids)
Source: RefSeq, a predicted model, not a curated record